Owenia fusiformis is the source of this 2148-nucleotide messenger RNA. The record is from the annotation of a GenBank genome assembly. NCBI's taxonomy places the organism in Eukaryota, Metazoa, Annelida, Polychaeta, Sabellida, Oweniidae.
AGGGGGCAAUGUAGAACUUCUUAGAAGUAUACUUAAGAACUUCUCAGAAAUACAAUAAAGAACUUCGUAGAAAUAUCAGAUGUAUUUAACAAAGAUUGGAUUAUGACUCAAACCUCGGUAAAUAUUAACUAAACUAAAAAUAAUGACAUUUUUAGAUUGAAUACAGUAAUAAAGAUUACCAAGCAUUAUAGCUUUGUUCAUUUGAAGGAAAUGGCGUCACAAUCAACUAUACAAGAUGAGCGAAUUGAAGACAUUCUUGAAUGUAAACUUUGCUUGGAGCCAUUAAAUCAGCCAAAAUCAUUGCCAUGCCAACAUUCAUUUUGUCUAAGAUGUAUUCAGGACUUAAUUCAAACAAAUGCACCAGAGCAGAGUUUACCCUGCCCUAUAUGCAGAGACAUAUGGCAGAUUCCUAAUGAGGGAGCAGAUGCCUUAAAGCCUAGUUUCCUUAUUAAUACACUUAUGGAUAUUGUCAAAAAGACGACUCAAUCUCAAUCAAGCGAUGCUAAAAGCUUCAGUUGUAAAUAUCACCCAGAUAGACCACUAGAGCUAUACUGCCAAGAUGAUAAUACACUUAUAUGUUAUAAGUGUUACGCUGACCACCACGAUGGCCACACAUUUGUUGACAUAAACAAAGCUGCAGAAAUUCAACUCAGUGACACUAACAAAACAGUUGAACAACAACUAACAUCACUUAGUGAUAUUAUUGACACAAAGGAAGAAGAGAAUGCCGAAAUCAUGACAAAAAAUGUGAGAUUAAUUGAACAGGUGAAUCUAAACCGCAAACAAGCACAUGAUGCCAUCAACAAGGAAUUUGACUCAAAGAUUAAUGAAAUCUACAAUAGGCAAGGUACACAAAUUAAAUCAAGAAUAUCUUGUGUGGAAAAGUUACAGAUCGCGAAAGCCUCCACAGAGAGCCUCCUGACACAUCUAGAUACACUGAAAAAUACAGGACACCCUACAGAAGUAAUGGAACUGUGUUUAGAUAUCAAAGAGAAUGGAUUACCAAAACCGGAAUGGGAUCAAUCACCGCCUUUUGUGCAUUUACAAUAUAAGAAAUGUGCCAUACAUCAGGACAAGAUUCUUUUUGGCAGCCUGUCUGAGGUCAUUGAGAAGAAAGGAACAAAAUCAAAUGUUCAUGAUAGAAACCAAAAUAAAGUUGGGACGACACCUCCAGGGACACAAGAAAAUGUGGUCCCUCAGCAGAUGAGUGUGGCAGAAAUGGACACUCAAAAUAUAUCUACUACAAGUUGGGAGUCUCCACAGAUGUGUGUCACAGAGUUGGAGGCUCCACGAAUAUGUAAUAUUUCUGAAAGUGACGAGAAUGUUGAACUUCAGGAAUUAUCCGGAAAUGUUUGGAACUCUUUUACUAGACCUUCGUCAUUGUCAAGCACUGACACUAACGAGAGAGGAUUCUUAAUGGACUCAAAAUGUUCCUCUAUGCACUCUCUUGGUUUGUCUCAAGACCCACCAGGUCAUUGGGCACCACAAAUGCCUGGCUUGUACAUACCUGGGUCGAAUAUGGUUGGGUCGAAUAUGGUUGAGUCAAAUAUGGUUCAGCCAAAUAUGAUGCAGUCAAAUACGGGUGGGCCAAAUAUGUAUCAGCCAAAUAUGACUAGGUCAAAUAUGGUUUAUCCAAAUAUGGCUUGGUCAAAUAUGGUUCAUCCAAAUAUGGCUGGGUCAAAUAUGGUUCAUCCAAAUAUGGCUGGGUCAAAUAUGGUUCCGCCAAAUAUGGUCAGGUCAGAUGUGCAGCAGUCAAACAUGGUUGGACCGAAUGUGCUACAGUCAAAUAUGUCUCAGUCAAAUACUAGUAUGGCAGGGUCAAAUGUGCUCCAUCCAAAUAUGGCACUGUCAAAUAUGCCUCUGCAAAUGUGUGGUUCAAAUAUGCCUCGAUCAAAUAUGGUGCCUCCAAAUAUGCCAUGGUCAAACAUGUCUGGCUCAAACUUGUACAUGCCCAGGUUGCAUUUGCAAAAUAUACAAUUGCCAGGUCCAUCCAUAAAUCAGGACAACAUGAAUCAAGAACAAAACAAUAAUAUCCAAUGAUCAAGGGAUACAGUUCCAACUUAACAAAUAGCAGGUAUCUAUCAUUUGUGAUCUGUUAUUUGACAUGAUUAUGUACAGAUAAUCUAGAAUAUGCAUAAUUUGAAGAUA